UAUUAUUAUUAUUUUGUUUUUUGGGGACUUCCAUAUGCUUUGCCUUCCUUAGGUCGCUCAUAACCGUAAAAUGUCUGACCCUUCACAGGCGUGUCGGUCUGCGACAUUUGGAUUACCGUGGCCUCUUCUCAACGAUGGCUUGUUCUACAACGACGUCGUUCGAGCCUCCGAUUCCGGAUUGACACUGAUCCACUUCUACUCUACAAAGCACAAGAACUCCGCUCCACCAAAAGGUUGGUUGCAGCGAAUUCAGAAUGGACAGAUAGCAGUUGAUGGCGAAGUUAUUAGAGAUCCCGAUACGAUCCUCAGGAUUGGUUCGAAAUUGGUAUACCAUAGGCUUCCAUGGGAGGAGCCUGAAGCACCGUACUUUCUUCAGAUUCUAUAUGAAGAUGAUGAUAUGAUUGCUCUAAAUAAGCCACCUGGAUUGCAAGUUCUACCUGGAGGUCUUUUCCAGCAACGAACAGUUUUAACACAGCUUCAGUGGUGGGCAACCAAGCCGACGUCUUCUGUAGCAUGUCAAGGACCCCAUCCUGUUCCUGUUCAUCGCCUGGGAAGGGGUACUUCAGGAAUAUUGCUAUGUGCAAAGACAAAGUUGGCCAAAACUCGCCUUGCAGCUUACUUUGCCGACGGGACAUCUCAUAUUGAAAACAGCAGUAAAACCAGUGUGGAUCUCUGUGCAACAAGGAAGGUUACUAAAAUAUAUCGGGCGCUGGUAACUGGGAUAAUUGGUGAGGACGAGGUGAUUAUCAAGCAGCCAAUUGGUAUGGUGCAGUAUCCUGGUGUGGCCAAGGGGUUGUAUGUUGCUACCCCCUCAGGAAAACCAUCUCUUAGCAAGGUUGAAGUUCUUGAGAGAGACGUAAAAAAGAAUCUCACAUUGGUCCAGGUUGAGAUUCAAUCAGGACGUCCACACCAAAUUCGCAUCCAUCUCUCUUUCAUUGGGCAUCCUCUAUUAGGUGAUCCUCUUUAUGUUAUUGGUGGACAUCCAAAAUGCUUUGGAUCUGAAAAUGUGGAAGAUAAUUUCGCACAAGAUGGUUUGUUUUUAUAUUUCUCAUGUAGGGGGUUUCUGCGGCCUGCAAACCCUGUUCCUGGAGACUGUGGCUACAACUUGCAUGCAUAUCAAGUGGUUCUCUCUCAUCUAUCAAACAAUGAGGUGAUUAAAAUCACUGCUCCUCUCCCACAUAUCCUCCAGACCAAGCAAGAAGCGCAAGAAAUCAGCACGUAUUAAAACAUUCCAGACUUAGCAGCUUGAUGAUGAAAACAUUCCCCUAUUGAUGGUCGCAAAGAGGGGGGUUUUAUAAUUUUGUAGAAAUAUUGUUUUUUCUUGUGUGACAAGUUAAAAGCACUUCGAGAUGGCUUUGUAUCUCUUCUGAAUAGACCAUAGUGCGAUUGAUGCAAAUAAAUUAAAAAUAAUUCGAUUU
Messenger RNA from Ziziphus jujuba (common jujube), 1418 nucleotides. RefSeq names its product RNA pseudouridine synthase 5. Gene Ontology annotation, molecular function: RNA binding; pseudouridine synthase activity. Gene Ontology annotation, biological process: pseudouridine synthesis. Bases 71 to 1225 code for a protein of 384 amino acids. The transcript has 14 exons. The record is from RefSeq and is a predicted model, not a curated record. Lineage: Eukaryota; Viridiplantae; Streptophyta; Magnoliopsida; Rosales; Rhamnaceae.